Molecule: messenger RNA, 1964 nt
Organism: Lucilia cuprina (Australian sheep blowfly)
Lineage: Eukaryota; Metazoa; Arthropoda; Insecta; Diptera; Calliphoridae
Gene: TP53INP
Exons: 5
Coding region: 406-1725 (439 amino acids)
Biological process (GO): positive regulation of DNA-templated transcription; autophagosome assembly
Cellular component (GO): nucleus; autophagosome
Source: RefSeq, a predicted model, not a curated record
ACUCAUUUGUAUGUAUUAAAACAAAUAUCAACAACAAAGGUAACAAAAGCUUAAAAUAAAGACUGAAAAGAGCAAAUAAAAAUUAAAUAAAACAAACAAACAAACAAUUGUAAGGAAAAUUCUUGUUUUAAAGGAUUUUUUGUAAACUCAAAACAAAUAAAGGAAAGCUACAAAUUGAUCUCAUCAAACAAACAAACAAACUCUACUAAACUUUUAAGCAAUAUAUUUAUUUUUUCCACAAAGAAAUCGUAAUAAAAGCUCUUAACGUGAUAAUAAUUACUAAAGUUUUAGCUUAAAUUUAUACAUAGUAAUUAAAUUUAUUAAAAAAACAAAAAGCUCACAAAGUGAUUUAAAGCUCUACUAGCUUUUUUUCAAAAGCUUCCCACUCUCUAUCCAUCUCGUAUAAUGUUUAGUAGUCUUGCAUCGUUUCUCUUUGGAUCGAAUACGAAUUGUGAAACGAAUAGUGAAACGACUGCUAUUGCAACUGCAACUGAAGUAAUUGACGAACGUAACGCGAACACUGUAGAUGCUGAUAAUCUUAUAGAAGUAACAUCACUGACACCUUCAGUAACAGGUGCUGGUGGUCCGGGUCAACAGUUGAGAGCCAUUAAACGUGGCAAAAAUAAACGCAACAACGCUCGACAACAGAAUAAACGUAAAGGAUUAAAAAAUAGUAGCAACAGCAGCAGCAGCAGCAAUAAGGCGUUAUCGCCACUAACCUCCAAACAAACGAAACUACUAACCCCCAGUGAUAGUUGUGACGAAGAAGAAUUCGACGAAGACGAAUGGUUUAUUGUUGAGAAAGAAGCCGAUGAGGAAGACGAUUCCCCAUCUCGUAGUGAUUCCGAGGGGGAAAACGUUCCUGUGAUCGAGGUCGUUAAGACCACCAAACCAAUAACCGCUAAUGCAGCCAGUUCAUUGGCUCAGCAGAGGCGUUUACAACAUAUCAAUUCGCAUUCCCUCUAUAGUGGACCACGCCCACAAAAACAACGUAAUUAUUUGCAAAAAACCCGCAACAACACCAACAAUCGCUCCGGCAACGGUUUAAGUGUCUCAACAUUAAGUCCAUCGCGCACAGUCAACGAUGGCCGCAAUGGCAGCGGUCAAGAGGCGAAAGCUGAUGGCGGCAUCACCCGUUCGUUGUAUGUGGUCACCGCUACAACGCCACAAAGUGACGAGAAGCCACUGGCCAUCAAUACAGCUAACGGUUUAGAAGCGAUCACCAAAAUGGACGAAUCAUGGUUCGUAACACCACCACCAUGUUUCACCUCCAUUGGACCCAUCAAUAUGGAAACUUCACCCUAUGAGAACCUAUUGAUUGAGCAUCCAAGCAUGUCGGUGUAUCAUAGUAUUAAAACGGCUCAAGAGGCCGCCACUGAAAGUUUCAUUAAGCUAGACAUCGGUGUUAAUGAUAUGGCUGAAGAGCAAAAGGCUAAUGAGACCACACCCAAGAAGAAUCCUCAAGCGGUUCAGUCACGCUCUUCGGGUUCGGCUUAUCGUUUGGAUCGUCAAAGUGUGGCCCAAUUGAAGCAAGAAUUAAUGGCUCGUAAUGUGCAAAAGAUACAAACUAAAAAGGAACGUAAGGACAUUUGUCGCACCGCCAUUAAACGUGCCAAUAAAGUACGUGACGUCCAGUCCAGAAAUCACACCCAGCGUCGUGCUGAUCGUCAACACAGCAAGAUCUUUAGCAAUGCCAACAACAACCGCAAAUCCAACUGCUGUUAAACAGAUGGCUACUCUGGACAUUGUUUUUUCUUUCUCACAAAAUAAAAAGGGUUUCCAAAUUUAGUUCAAAACCCAAAAUUUCUCAAAAAAACACCAUUUUAUUACAAAAAAAAAAAAAAAACAAUCAUUUAAACAGAGAAAACCCAUAACAACUUUUAACAAAUUAAUUUAAUUUACAAAACAAAAAAAAAUAAUUCUAAGAUUUUAAUUGAGUAUAAAAAUAAAUAAACAAGACAAAA